CCCUCCCUCCUUCACACAACCACACUUUCUCUCUCUCUGUCCGUCUUUCUUUCAAUCUCUCAGUCAGUGAUAAUGGAGCCCAGCAGUCCAAAGAAGAUCCAGUUUGCUGUGCCUCCGCUGCAGGGACAAAUUGACCCUCAGGCCGCCGAACAUAUCCGUCGCAGAAGACCGACCCCAGCCACCCUGCAGAUCUACAGACAACCUGGGACAGAUGUUGGAGAUCAACAAAACGCCAGCGGAGAGCCACAGGCUACAGACGCCGCUCAGAGGAAGCAGAGCACGUACGCCCCUCCAUCAAUGAAAGGUAAACUGGAAAGGGCUGUACCUGAAGAAGAAGAGGAAGAAAGCAGCCAUUAGGGAUGACUGAUCCACACCAGCACCAGAGACACAUCAGCACAGAAGAGGCAGCCAAUCUAUUUUGAUGUGUGGAAACAUCAAGAUGGACGCAGAAGUCGAUCAAACAUAGUAUUAGCAUGACAGGAAACAUAUCAGAGGGAGAGUUCACAUAGUUUUACAAAAGAAAAAGGUUUUUCUUUUGAUCUGAGCAGGUGAAGAAUGGUGUUCAACACUAAUACCUGCUGAGGUUUUCUGGAACCAUCUUACUGUCAUGGUCUCUACACCAGCUGGCAGUUUACACACCUACUGCUCCAUCCUUACUUCUGUAUCAAUUACCUGGUUCUAACAUACAAAAUGGUGUAUUUCUCUUUUUACCGUUUUCCUUUCUUUGUUGUUAAAUGUUUCUUUUUAAAUGCAGAAUCUAAAUGACAAACAGGCCACCAGAUGUUCUCAAAGCAGUUAGCAAAAAGCGAAGAUGUUUUUUUUUAUUUCAAGCUUAUUCAAACAAAUCAAUGAAGAAUAAAUAAAUAAAUGCUUAAGACAUAAAAUGUGCAUUUUAAUAGUUUGUUUACAAGUUAGCUGCUAUUUGCUAAAGAAUAGCAAUAUUAGCUAACUACAUUUACUAAGCUACGUGUAGCUAAAUUAAUGUUUUUCCCCCACCUCUAGCUUUAGCUAAUAAUGCUCACACACUAGCUUGAGGUAAUAAUAGUGUAAUUAGUAGUUAAAGAAUCAAAUUAAAGCAGUCGUACAAAAUUAACAGCACAGCACAAGUGACUUUUGACAGUGUAGUGCAGUGGUGUCAAAACGUUUUGCCACAGUGGGCCAAAAUCACCAAGAUAAAAGUACAGAAAAUUGAUUUUUAAUUUCAAAAAUGAAAAAUGCAAAAUAUAUUUUUAUUUUGUAUCUUUACCUCAACAAUAACUAUACAAGCAAUAUUUUAAAUAAAAUUAAGAAAGUAGUCAGACCUUUAUGGAUCUGUAAUUGAGUGUUCAUCCAUAAAAAAAAAUAAAGAUAAAUCAAGAAUGGGAUAUGGGUCACUCUUCGAAAACCCUUGCUGUAUUUAGUAAAAUUAAAUGAAUGGAUGUGCCAAAGUCUGAUAUCGAGUAAAAGUCGCUGAUCUUCGCGUUCCUACCUAAUAUGAAACUGGAAUGAAAGAAAACAUGAUUCAUAAAAGACUCAUAGUUUAUGUUGAACCUAACAUUUCCAUUUUAAGAUUUUUAUUGAGUGAAAAUAUUACCCUAAAAAAAUAAAAUAAUUUCACCAACCGCCUGUGCUGGCAAAUUUGUACGACUCUUGAACUAGGAUCAGGGGCCAUGUAAAAUCAUUCCAAAGGCUGCAAAUGCCCCUCGGACCACACUUUGGACACCCUUGGUGUAGUCUAUGUAUGUUACCAUCUUCUUUUUGAUCAAAAAAGUUUCAUUCUUUUCUUUUAAAUAUUUAUUUUAUUAUCGGGGAUUCAAGAUGUGCAAAUUUUACAUUAAUCAGUUACAUUUUAACAGAUGUAGCACAAUAGCACAAUUUAUGUUACGUCACAACAAACUAAAUGUUUACAAUAAAUCCUGAUUACUAUUUUUACCGUUUUUUCUGAAUAUUCGAAACAUACAAUGUUCCCCCUUCUAAUUUCAUUUUGGAUAGGCUGCCCCCUGCUGGCUACUGUAGGGCUCAGUCAAACAAAUAAAAUAAAAACACUCGUCUUUUUGGAUUUCUUUAUAAUAGUCGGGUUAAAAUAAUAGGUCUUAAAGUAUAUCCAUUGAAAGUGACCAUUUGUGAACUUACUGAAAUGAAUCUAUUGAUAAUAAGGGCAGGUUCCUAUGAGUCAAAUAAAGAGUGCCAUAAAAAUGAUUUGCACAUUUAAAACGGAUAUUGCUUUGACAUUGUUUUUACGUUUUGAGAGAUGAAUAAAAAUAAUUAUGGAAUCUAAA
This is a messenger RNA of Girardinichthys multiradiatus, 2258 nucleotides long. Its product is annotated as protein phosphatase 1 regulatory subunit 1C-like. The record is from RefSeq and is a predicted model, not a curated record. Gene Ontology annotation, cellular component: cytoplasm. The coding region runs from base 73 to 357 and encodes 94 amino acids. Gene Ontology annotation, molecular function: protein phosphatase inhibitor activity. The transcript has 5 exons. Gene Ontology annotation, biological process: intracellular signal transduction. NCBI's taxonomy places the organism in Eukaryota, Metazoa, Chordata, Actinopteri, Cyprinodontiformes, Goodeidae.